AUGUACUGUCUCACCACUUUCUUUCUUUCUUUUUUCUUUCUUUCUUUUUUCUUUCUUUCUUUAUUCAGUUCUUUCAUCUUUUCUUUCUUUCUUUCUUUUAUAUCUUUCUUUUUCUCUAUCCUUCUUUCUUUUCUUUUUCUCUCAAUGUUUUUUUUCUUUCUUUUUGUUUCUUUUCUUUCUUUCUUUCUUUUCUUUCAGUGUAUCAUCUUCUUUUUUUCUUUCUUUCUUUUUUUUUUUUGGUUUUUUAGUUUUUUUGUUUUUUCUUUCUUUCUUUCUUUCUUUCUUUCUUUCUUUAUUUUUCUUUCUUUCUUUCUUUCUAUGUUUUCUCUCACCUUUCUUUAUAUCUUUUUCUCUCAAUUUGUCUCUUUCUUUCUUUCUUUCUUUCUUUCUUUAUUUAUUUAUUCCGUUCUUUCUUUCUUUCUUUCUUUCUUUCUUUCUUUCUUUCUUUCUAGUGUUUUCUCUAUCACUCUCUUUCUUUAUAUCUUAAUUUCUCUCAAUGUACUGUCUCGCCGCUUUCUUUCUUUCUUUCUUUUCUUUAUUUCUUUCUUUCAGUGUAUCAUCUCCCUAUCACUCUGUUUUUAUAUCUUUCUUUCCUUCACUUUUUUUUUUGGUUUUUUUAUCUUUUUGUCUCUUUUCUUUCUUUCUUUCUUUCUUUCUUUCUUUCUUUCUUUCUUUCUUUCUUUCUUUCUUUCUAGUGUUUUCUCUAUCACUCUCUUUCUUUAUAUCUUAAUUUCUCUCAAUGUACCGUCUCGCCGCUUUCUUUCUUUCUUUCUUUCUUUCUUUAUUUCUUUCAGUGUAUCAUCUCUCUAUCACUCUGUUUUUAUAUCUUUCUUUCCUUCACUUUUCUUUUUUGUUUUUCUAUCUUUUUGUCUCUUUUCUUUCUUUCUUUCUUUCUCUUCAUUCUUUAUAUCUUCCGUUCUAUCACACCUUCUUUCUUUCUCAUUUAUUUACUCUUUUCUUUCCAUUUCUUCUUUCUUUCUUUACUUUCUCACUUUUCUGAUUUUUCUUCAUCCUUUGUAA
This is a messenger RNA of Acanthosepion pharaonis, 1020 nucleotides long. Lineage: Eukaryota; Metazoa; Mollusca; Cephalopoda; Sepiida; Sepiidae. The record is from the annotation of a GenBank genome assembly.